AUGUCUGCCUUCCAGGAGUGGGAGUCCAAACAGCCUUGGCUGGACAUUCGCUGCAGUUUGGGUGAAGGCCCGUUUUUCGAGGAGGAAAGCGGCACGAUUCGUUUUCUCGACAUCAAGCAGAAGCGGAUACACCAGGCAUCACUUAAGGAUGGAAUCUCCGGCCUGGAAACUAUCCAGCUCGAUGUCGCCCCCACCGUGACGUGCAACAUCGCCGGCAUCAAACCCAACGACCGAAUCCUUAUCGCCGUCAAGACAGGCAUCGCUGUCCUAGAUUGGAAGACGGGAAAAUACGAAGUGAUUGGCACCUUUCCCCCCAACAAGCGACUUCGAAGCAAUGACGGCUCGGCCGACCCACAGGGCCGUUUUUGGGUUGCCACGAUGACGGAUUUUGAAUUUGGGGAGUGUUCACUUUACUAUUUUACGAAGGGCCAUCAGGCAGUCGAGGUUCUCAAGGACCUCAUCAUCCCCAACUCAGUAGGCUGGUCUCCAGACAACAGCGUAAUGUACUUUACCCAUUCAACAGCCCAUCAGGUGCUCGCCAUGGACUAUGAUGUAAAAUCGGGACAAGCCACAAAUCAACGGAUAUUCUACGAGCACAAGGGGCCGGGGGAUCCUGACGGGUUUCGAGUUGACGUAGAGGGAAACAUCUGGCAUGCCAUCUACGGCGAGUCUCGAGUCAUCAAGAUUAGCCCAACCGGUGAGCUCAUUGGCCAGAUUAACCUGCCAACGCGAAACAUCACAUGUGUCCAAUUUGCAGGCACUGAGCUGGUCAUUACAACGGCGGCAGACGAGGACAGCGAUGACGAAACGAGCAGGCGGUUUGGAGGGGCGGUAUUCAAAGUGGAGGUCGGGGUUCGUGGACUGGAACUUUUUGACUUCAGGCUUGACACAGAAUAA
This is a messenger RNA of Clonostachys solani, 897 nucleotides long. The record is from the annotation of a GenBank genome assembly. Lineage: Eukaryota; Fungi; Ascomycota; Sordariomycetes; Hypocreales; Bionectriaceae.